Molecule: messenger RNA, 822 nt
Organism: Zophobas morio
Lineage: Eukaryota; Metazoa; Arthropoda; Insecta; Coleoptera; Tenebrionidae
Product: fatty acyl-CoA reductase wat-like
Exons: 6
Coding region: 43-822 (259 amino acids)
Biological process (GO): long-chain fatty-acyl-CoA metabolic process
Cellular component (GO): peroxisome
Molecular function (GO): alcohol-forming very long-chain fatty acyl-CoA reductase (NADP+) activity
Source: RefSeq, a predicted model, not a curated record
UACACUUUAAGAACACAUCGCUCUCUUUAGUAGGACGCAACCAUGACACACGAGAACAGCCAAAUCAAACUUGUUUUCAAAAACCAAACGAUUUUCUUGACUGGGGCAACGGGGUUUCUGGGCAAAGUCAUGAUCGCAAAACUACUAACAGACUGUGAAGAUAUUAAGAGGAUCUACAUGCUGCUACGACCCAAAAAAGGGAAGAACAGUGAGCAACGCUUUGAAGAAAUUUUUGAGCAGCCUUGUUUUGAGUUGUUAAAAUCCAAAACUAGCAACUGGAAGGAAAAAGUUUCGCUAAUUGAAGGGGACUGUGAGGAACCUUUCUUAGGAAUAAGCGACGAUAAUUUGAAAAUUUUGAAGAAUGAAGUUAAUUUUGUUAUCCAUCUUGCAGCGAAUGUAAGGUUUGAUCAGAGUCUGAAAAAGGCUGCUAACAAUGUUAAAUCUACUGCAGAUCUUCUGGAAUUGAGUAAGGACAUAGUUAAUUUAAAGUGUUUCGUUCUUGUAUCGACAGCUUAUUCCAAUUGUAUAUAUUCUCACAUUAAGGAAGAAAUAUACGAUCCGCCCAUACAGCCCGAACUUUUGUUCAGUAUGGUGAAUGGUCUAGAUGAGAGUGUUUUGACAAAUUUAACACCCGCAUUAUUACGAAAGAAAUGGGCGAACACUUACGUAUACAGCAAAUGCAUUUCUGAACAUUUAAUGAAAGGUGCAGCGAAAAAUUUUCCAACCACUAUAGUUAGGCCAUCAAUUGUGAUGAAUUCAGUUAAAGAACCAGAAGUAGGGUGGAUUGACAACAUCUAUGGGCCUAUUGGCUUGCGACAAUAA